Molecule: messenger RNA, 774 nt
Organism: Juglans regia (Persian walnut)
Lineage: Eukaryota; Viridiplantae; Streptophyta; Magnoliopsida; Fagales; Juglandaceae
Product: gibberellin-regulated protein 14-like
Exons: 4
Coding region: 57-590 (177 amino acids)
Source: RefSeq, a predicted model, not a curated record
GCCACAUUUGAGUGACUUGCUUUCCAAUUCUAUUAGCUUCUUUCUCCUCCUGUUCGAUGGCUUUGAAAGCUAUGCUCUUUUUGCUCACCACUUUUCUUGUAGUUAGCACAGGAGUUUCAUUCAAUGAUGAGGAACUCACGACAAAGGUUGUAGAUAUAAAAGUCCCAGUAGCAGCACAAGCUCCUCCAGCAGAGGCACCAGAUCAUGCACCACCUGUGAAAGCACCGGCUUAUGCGCCCCCAGCAAAGGCACCGGCUAAUGCACCGCCUGUGAUGCCACCGGCUAAUGCUCCUCCAGCAAAGGCACCCACUUAUGCCCCUCCACCAAAGGCAACCGCCCCCGUGCCCCCACUUCAGCCACCUGCUCCUGCUCCAGUACUGCCUCCGGCAGUGAGGUCUAAAAAGGAUUGCAUCCCCCUGUGUGAUCAGAGAUGCCAACUACAUUCAAGGAAGAGGAUUUGCAUGAGAGCAUGCAUGACAUGCUGUGACCGCUGCAAGUGUGUUCCACCAGGAACAUUUGGAAACAGGGAAAAAUGUGGCAAGUGCUACACAGAUAUGACCACUCAUGGCAACAGAUACAAGUGCCCUUGAAAUGGCUGGCCUAGCUGUAUAUUACUUUUGAUGGUUAUUUUAAUUCACUUGAUCAGUAGGUAUUAGUAAGUGUGAGAAAAGGGUUGAAAAUAAAUGGUUUUCCAGUGUCCUUUCUUGUUUCUACUGCUUCUUUGAAGCAAUUAAUUUGGCAUUUGUGUUAAUGUAAGUACUUGGUACUCUGUGA